CUUAUUUGCUCCCAGACCGUCUGGUGCUUCUGGGUGACCUGCAGAUAUGUCGGAGGAGACACCAGACAGCGAGGAAGUGCAGUCCGCACUGGAGUACCUAGAGAUGUUGAAGGAAGGCAAUAUGUUUGUUGGCAAGGAGGGUAUGCUGGAGCAACUCACAAGAUUGGCAAAACAGGGUGUCCAUCCUUUGGAGGUAUUUCAGUCAAUGAGAAAGCCUGUCCAAGAGGAGAAGAUGCCGCCAGUCCUGUCCAGUUUCGACAUGGAGGGCAUUGCUAGAUAUAUCGCAGAUAAGGGUUGCAAGCAGGUGGUGGUGAUGUGUGGUGCCGGGAUUUCGACCUCUGCCGGCAUCCCAGACUUCAGAACCCCAGGCACUGGCUUGUACGACAACUUGCAGCGCUUCAACUUGCCACAGGCCGAAUCCAUCUUUGAAUUGAACUUCUUCCGCAAGAAUCCUGGAGCCUUCUAUGAACUGGCGCGCGAAAUGUGGCCAGGAAAUUUCGAGCCAACCCCAGCACAUUAUUUUGUGCGGCUCUUGAACGACAAGGGGAUUCUGCUUCGAUGCUACUCACAAAACAUUGACAGCCUGGAGAGACGCGCAGGCUUGCCAGCUGAGAAGCUGGUAGCUGCCCAUGGCAACUUUGAUGAAGCUCAUGUCAUUGACACUGAGCCUGAGAUCAAGGUAGACAUCAACGAGCUCAAGGCGGCUCUUGACAAGGGUGAAGAAGGCUGGAGAGCAUUGAAAGAUGCGAAGGGUGGCUUGGUGAAGCCCAAGAUCGUGUUCUUUGGUGAAGAAUUGCCAGAGAGGUUCGCACGUUUGCAUCGGCAAGAUUUGGCCACUUGUGACUUGUUGAUCGUGAUGGGAACAUCGCUGGUGGUGCAACCCUUUGCUGGACUUGUUGGCUACGCAACGAGAACAGCCCCGCGAAUGCUGAUCAAUCGAGACCGAGCAGGCACAUGUGACAGCCUGAAGUUUGGCUUCCGCUUCCAUCUAGAAGGUGAAGACAAUUGGCGGGAUGUGUUCCAUGAAGGCGACUGCGACGCUGGCUGCACGGCUUUGGCAGAAUUGCUGGGCUGGGACAAAGAUCUGCAGGCGCUGAUUGAUUCCAAGGGGCAAGCUUCUGUGUACAGGGCCCCUUGGGUGGAAGCAUCCGAAACUUAGAACGAACCCAAUAGAGGUGGCAAAAAAGG
This is a messenger RNA of Cladocopium goreaui, 1188 nucleotides long. Lineage: Eukaryota; Dinophyceae; Suessiales; Symbiodiniaceae. The record is from the annotation of a GenBank genome assembly.